Messenger RNA from Gregarina niphandrodes, 1464 nucleotides. RefSeq lists its product as hypothetical. The transcript has a single exon. Bases 1 to 1464 code for a protein of 487 amino acids. Lineage: Eukaryota; Apicomplexa; Conoidasida; Eugregarinorida; Gregarinidae. The record is from RefSeq and is a predicted model, not a curated record.
AUGUCCGAGUCUGUUUCGACUGUACACUCACUCUCAGUCAGAGUACGCUCGAGUUGCGCCUUGAGUCGUGGCGAUUUUUUAUUCCCGACGCCGAAAAUGUUGGUGGUGUCUGCUGGACGAAGAUCAUUUUCGUUGUGGCCAUGUGUAGUACUCAGCGUGUCGGAGGGAUCACCGGCGGGGGGAGAUUCCUCCGAUGCCAGUGGUCCGACAAGCCAAGUUGCUUUAGACUGCUGGACCGGGGGGGAUCCGCCGGACGGUUGGGAUUGGUCAAGAGUGUCAGGAAAUGACUACGAGUCGUAUUGGAUAAACCGCUUUGAGGUACCAUUGGACAAGGAGGGGUUUGAUUUCUUGAGGCUCCGCGUUUCGUCUAAAGCGUUGUGUCGUCGCAAAGAGUGGGUUUUGAGGGGACCAUUACUUGCUGCAACCGUGAAUAAGCCUGGGUAUGAUGCAGAGUCGUGGAGUCUGGUGGAAGCAGGUUCAAUACGUCCAAGUUACAUUCCAGUACUACCAAGAAGACGGGCGGCUAAUAUUCCGGUUCAGGCUACGGGGAUGCAAACAGAUUUCGGAGCAUACCGGGCGUUGCAUGGGACGCUGUCCCGCCAGGCGUGGGGACGCCUGAGGACGAUAGAGCCUAAAGUCUUCGAGAAGUGUGCGCUGGCGUAUGUGGAACUUGGGGCUAUCAUUUCCAGGUAUUUCGAAUCGCCCUAUGGCCUUGUAGAUUUUCGUGUUAAAGCCUGGGUACGGGCUACCAUGCAGUGCCGAAGACCAAGACCCCGACGGGUGCGUCAUUGGAUACUGGGCUGCCUUCUACAGCACAGCGGCGCUUCCCUCCAACAGCUGGGGGAGUUCUGCGUCAAAAACUUGGCCUACAACCCUUCAGCGCCGCUAUCCAGUCGCCGCGUACUCUUAUGUCUCAGGUCCCAACCGAAAAUGUCCUCUCGCCAAAGAAGUCCGGAGUUGCGACUACGUUUGUUAGAACAGAUCCUACACGGACUACCGGAGGUGUCGGUAAGGAAAUUCGGAACCUUAACACAAAGAGCACUGAACGAGGCCUUGCAGCCGGGGUUUAGAAAGAACACGCCAUGUUCGGGAAAAAAAUUCUUGGCCCGAAGAACAGGAUCGUUGUCGCCUGUGCCAGAAAUUCUGACAACGAGUGGGACUCUGACAUCCCAUCAGCCUUUGACGGAAGUUCGUAUGGCCGCCACUGAGAGCAUGACUGAGGGCUUUGCUUGGGAUGGCGUGUCUGAUGUGGGCCACAUCUGGAGCCACACACAGCACAACACGGACGAACAGCGGGCGAGAAAAAGGAAAAUUUCACAUGACGAAGGAAACUGGAGUUGGGCCGAGGGUGGUGGUCCUUCAACAGCACUUGUCAAUGAAGGACAUGUAGUGAACGAGAGCGUCAUGAAUGCAGACGCCGAGACAUUCUGGAAGGAGUAUGGUGCGACAUUCCAAUGGGGUUGA